Messenger RNA from Cordyceps fumosorosea ARSEF 2679, 3387 nucleotides. RefSeq names its product Armadillo-type fold protein. The transcript is spliced from 5 exons. Gene Ontology annotation, biological process: iron-sulfur cluster assembly. Lineage: Eukaryota; Fungi; Ascomycota; Sordariomycetes; Hypocreales; Cordycipitaceae. Gene Ontology annotation, cellular component: cytosolic [4Fe-4S] assembly targeting complex. The coding region runs from base 1 to 3387 and encodes 1128 amino acids. The record is from RefSeq and is a predicted model, not a curated record.
AUGGCCGACUUUCGACAGCUUGCGCUCGAGUUUGUCCUCGCCGAUGACGAAGCCAAGCAGAGCUCCUUCGCCAAGCAGGCCGCGCAAGGCAAAACUCCAAACCGCCGCUCCCGCCACAAACCCCGUCGCCCGCUGGCUUUGGAAUUUCUGUCACAAACCCUCGAGUAUGUCGCCUAUGACGUUUUAAAGGCUAGCCAAGUGAAACUCUUGGUUGGCUUCUUCGGUGCCAUGUUUGAUGUCGAUCAUAAGGCGGGCGUUUUGCCGUCUGCUUCCGCCCUCUCCAAAAUCGUCGCCAUGAAGUCGUUCCAGCCCUCGACCGGUCUCGAAAUCAUCCAAAAAGUCUGCGCACUUAAAGAGGACUUCUCCCGCCAAAUAGCAAAUACUCGACUAGCAGUAUACGAACUGUUACGCUCACUCAUCUCGCAUAAUGAUGUCGCCUCCAACAUCAAACGCCGUGACGAUUCUGCUGGCUUCAUUGUUGAGCUGAUUGACCUCUGCCGCAGCGAGCGCGACCCCGACUGCCUGCUCGUCUGGUUCGAUAUCCUCUAUAUAUACAUGCUGCAAUAUUCUCCCGAAAAGGAUGUCCUGGAGCGUGUGUACGGUAGCUUCAAGGCCUACUUCCCAAUCACCCUACCGCGAACCGCGCAGAGCAAGGUUACCCCAGAAGAACUCAAAUCCCAGCUGCGCAAAUGUUUCUCGGCACACCAUGCGCUCGCAGAACAUACCAUUCCAUUCCUAGUUGGAAAGCUGGAUCAAGGAGAUGGUGUCACUGUCAAUGUUAAAGUCGACGUGUUGCGGACCCUCAAGGCGUGUCUGGAGCAAUACGAGGACCCCAAGCAGUCUGUCGUGCCCUUCGCUAACCGUAUAUGGGGCAGCCUCAAGUACGAAGUUCGCAAUGGAGAAAUUGAAGAUACAAUUUGGGCCACUCUCGAAGCUCUCAAGGCUCUUACAACCCGCUUAAGCGGAGACGACUUGCGCGACUUUACCCUCAACGUCACCCGUGACUGCGUCAGCGACCUCUCGAAUGCCAUGUAUGCUGGCGCGGCGGGCCGACUUCUCGUCGCUAUCCUCAGCGCUUCACCAGGUGCCUUCGUUCUUAUGGUCGCGCCGGCUAUCACACACAUCAAGGAGAACUUGCGCCACCCCAAGUCGGAGUCGCAUAGUUGCGAUCUGCUCAGACUUCUUAGAGUCAUUCUGGAGACUCGCAUAUUACUCAUGAAACACACCAUUUCGUCCGAAGAACUCUCUGAUUUUGUUUCUAUCGACUCUGUCUUCAAGACCCUUUAUAGCGGUGUCUUCAGGACCCCGUUGAUGGCUGCUAAGAACGCGAACGCCUCUCAAGAAGAUCUCAAAGUCGGUGCGGAAACAGUUCAAGGCGCUGCUGUACUCCUCUGCCAGCGGGCCUCCGUAGCUGUUGGUGGCACAGCUGAAAGCCCGCGACUACUUUCAGAUGACGACUGCGCUGAAAUAUGCGACUCGCUAUUCGAGAUUUCCGUACGACACUCGCAAGACCCCCGGCAGCACCCUUCCGCGUCCGAUGAGCUCGUCAACGAGACGGUCAAGUCUCUUCAGCGCAUUGUUCUGGAUCUGCCAUCCGCCUUCACUAGCCUGCUGCAAAAGGGGACGACCAUCAUCCAUGAUGCUUGGACUGCACAGGGUAUGGAUGCUGCGAAAACAAUUCAAGAUUUGGGGUCAAUGCUGGCAUAUGUCGGUUGCUCUGAACUGCCGUCCUCGGCCUCGCCGGGUCUUACACAUUUUGUUACGCUUAUUUGUGCUCUAACGAACGAGCUCUUGGCUUCUGUUGCUGCCAAGGCUGAUAACAAGCUCUGGUGCUCGUUGGUUGCCGGUAUCCAGUCAGCGUGCCGCUACUUCAACGAUGCCUGCUUCAAACAAGACUUGGAUCGCAACCAGCUGCGUGUUUCCACUACAUGGCUCAGUGACAUCACAAACCUGCACCCUGAACUGAAGAGUGUGGGUUACCCUGAUGCAAGCCAUGAAGUAGAUAUGCUCAAGUCUAGCACUGUGAAGGCCAUGGCUGAUGUUUACGGCGAGUUUCUUCUUAUCACGCUAUUCAUUGUCAGAACUCUGUACCGCAAGGCGGCCCAUACGACAGGCAAUGUCGGGAAUGAGAGCAUAGUACUGAGCGACGACUUCCCUCGGGGCGACCAGUUUUCCGCGUCGCAAUAUCUGUACCUAAUAUCCAGCCUUGCGAGCUUUGUGACGCACAAGUUCACUGAGACGCAGCAGGCAGCACUAGCUGCCGAGACAUGGGCUAUCAACCUAUUUCAGGACGGUUACGCAACCACACCUAGCUCCUGGAAAUGGCUUGUUAACGGCCGUGUAAACUCGUUGACAUUUGGCAUCGUCGAGGCUUUGCACCCACCCCGCGUCGCCAAGCUGUUCGAUGGUGACAUUGGGCAACAAAUGCUUGUCGCCAUCAUCUCAAGUACAGAGCGAGAUAACAGCGCCACAGCUACCGCUGUCUCCAAGUCCAUCUUGAGCAUACUUGCCAACAAAUACACUUUGGAGACGGCCGAGCCAGUGCUAGAUGCAAUCAACACACAACUAGCCAACGCACUUCUAAACUCAGAGGAAUCAUCCAUCAACAAGGCUAUCCCGAUUCUUGCGAUUGCGGCUGGCCUCUUGCGCCGAUACAAUGGAAAGCAAACGCAGCGCCUAGUUGAACUUAUUCGUGACAGCCCCAAGAACAAAGUCAUUGGCUAUCAAAUAGCUCGCCGACUUGAACUCAUUGCUGCUCCGCAGAGCUUCCUUUCCAAAGACGCCUAUGCAGUUGUCAAGCCGCUCUGGCUACAGAAGCUUUAUAUGCAGAUGGCUCAGCCGAUGCUCCAAUGUGCCUUGUCCACAGGCCAGUCCCCUUACGAUAAUCUAGCCAAGACCAGCUUUGGCCUGGGCGUGCUGAUGCUCGUCAAGCAUAUGCCCUACUCCAUAUACGAGGAUGACGUCGAGCAGCUGCUGCGCGUUGCCAUUUCUGUCGCCCAAACAGUCGGUCUCGGCACGGACACGCUCGCCUCUCUGGACGUGCUCAAGACGGCGCUGACAGAGGCGCCGGAGAAAUCGCAGGACCACGUCCGCAGCAUCAUCGGCAUCUGCACCAGCACCUUUGCCGUCGACGCGGCGCCCAAGCCCAAGCCCGAGUGGGUGCCAGAGGCCGUCGCCGCGCCGUCGCGGGACCCGGAGACGCUGGCGCGCUGCGGCAAGGCCGGGCUGCAGAUCCUCGGCGGCCUGCCGCGGCUGCUCGAUUCGCGCCACCUGUUGGCCUAUGUGCCCCAGGUAGAACGGCAUCUCGCGGCGGCUUGCGGUCACAGAAGCCGUGACGUGCGCGCGUCUGCUCGCGCGGCCCGCGUCGCCUGGGGAGAAGUCAAAUAA